Molecule: messenger RNA, 635 nt
Organism: Haliotis rufescens (red abalone)
Lineage: Eukaryota; Metazoa; Mollusca; Gastropoda; Lepetellida; Haliotidae
Exons: 5
Coding region: 174-530 (118 amino acids)
Source: RefSeq, a predicted model, not a curated record
GUCAAAGCAUUUUGAUCCGAAGUAAUGAUCGGCACGGGUUAUGUGGGAUGUGCGAACGAAAUUAUCGUAGUCAAUCGACAAGGGUAUAAAAGACUCCUUGUCGUCCUUGCUGCAUCACACGAUCUCACAACGUCUUUGCAGUCAGCAACAUCACCAUCCCUGUAAGAAUCAAGAUGCAGAGAAUCACCUGUGUUGUUUUCGUCCUGGCCGUUGUUGCCAUGGUAUCUUCACGCAACCCUCUCACCAAGGCUGUCAUGAAGGCCAGGGAUGCAGCUGGAAACUCCGCACUUUCGGAGGGUGGUUCUGACCUGUACCGUGAUGCUGAAGGCAUGGCCGAGUCAUGCGACGCUGGUGUGGUUUCUGAAAUCGGUGGAAUUUCCUUCGUCGAUUCUGGGGAUUCUGCUGCUGAUGCUCUCGCAUAUGCAUCCAAACUGGGUGCCCAAGCUGGACCAGCUGGCUCUUCCUCUAUCGCCUGUGAUUCUUACAAAUGCCCGGAUGGAACCGUCAUUGGAGCCUGUGCCUUUGAGUAGAAGAAAUGAUUGCUGAUAACAGAAAGCUGAACCGAACGGAAUUUCUCUUGGAUAUUCAGUCGUAUUGUAUUGAGUUGUGUUGAUUAAAAAACGAUGAUCAUCUAA